AGAAAUAGCCCGACACCGACAGGCGUUUCGAAAAUAGACAAGACCGCUUUGACCCCCUUCCUCCCCCUAUCUCCUCUCUUCUUGUCCCCCCUAAUGUUCAUCUCUCUCUCUAUCUCUCUCAUGAACGGUUACCGAGGUGGACCUCGCGCUAGUUCUGUGAGUCCGCAUCAAGUUUUUGACCUGGAAUAAAGACGCGCCGUCGCAAACUUGACAGAAGCGCAACGUGCGUACACACAACCAGUUAACCGACUCGGGAAAGGAGAAGAGGAGAUUUAAAGACACAUUCUGGGUUUAUUCCCCAACACACUGAGCAAUGAGUCGCAGCAUUGUGCGCCAGAGUAAGUUCCGGCAUGUUUUCGGCCAGGGGGCAAAGGCGGAGCAGGGUUAUGAUGAUAUUCGGGUCUCCAAAGUGACGUGGGACAGCUCCUUCUGCGCAGUUAACCCAAAGUUUCUGGCAGUUAUAGUGGAGUCCAGUGGUGGUGGGGCUUUUUUGGUACUUCCUCUUUCAAAUGCAGGCAGAGUGGACAAAAAUUACCCCCUAGUGGUUGGACACUCAGGUCCUGUUCUGGACAUCGACUGGUGUCCUCACAAUGACAACAUUCUGGCCAGCUGCUCUGAAGACACAACCGCCAUGGUUUGGCAGAUCCCCGACCACACCCCCUGUCGUCCCAUCAGUGAGCCCAUCGUGGUGCUGGAGGGUCACUCUAAGCGGGUGGGCAUCAUUAAAUGGCACCCGACUGCCCGCAACAUACUACUCACUGCAGGCAGUGAUAAUCUGAUCAUCAUCUGGAAUGUGGGCACCGGAGAAUCUCUGAUCACUAUGGACGAGCAUCCUGACCUCAUCUACAACGUCAGCUGGAACUACAACGGCAGCCUCUUCUGCACCUCCUGCAAAGACCGUCGCAUCCGAGUGUGUGACCCUCGCAAAAAUGAAGUGUUGGCGGAGAGACUGGCCCCACAUGAGGGCAUCCGGCCAAUGAGAGCCAUUUUUACCAGAGAGGGCAAUAUUUUCACUACAGGUUUCACCAGGAUGAGCCAGAGGGAACUGGGCCUGUGGGAUCCGACUCAUUUUGAAGAGCCUAUUGCAUUAUUGGAGUUGGACACAAGUAAUGGAGUUUUAUUGCCUUUUUAUGACCCAGACACCAACAUUGUGUAUCUCAGCGGCAAGGGUGACAGCAGCAUUCGGUAUUUCGAGAUCACAGAUGAACCUCCUUAUGUUCAUUACAUCAGCACAUACAGUAGCAAAGAGCCACAGAGAGGAAUGGGCUUCAUGCCAAAGAGAGGAGUCGAUGUCACCAAGUGUGAGAUCGCCCGAUUAUAUAAACUUCAUGAAAGAAAAUGUGAGCCUAUCAUGAUGACAGUACCCAGAAAGUCGGACCUGUUUCAGGAUGAUCUGUACCCAGACACAGCAGGUCCAGAGCCAGCGCUGGAGCCUGAGGAAUGGCUGGAGGGACGAGAUGCAGACCCGCUACUGGUGUCUAUGAGAGAAGGUUAUGUUCCUCCAAAGAGCAGAGAACUGAAGGUGGCCAAGAAAAACGUGCUGGACAGCAGGCCUGCAACACGCAGAAGCAUGUCUGUUGUAGAUGGAAGCAGUUUGCCACCUCAGUUGUUGGAGAAGCUUGUUGAAGAAAUCCAAAGUCUGAAGGCCACAGUUCUCUCUCAGGAGAAGCGAAUCUGUGAUUUAGAGAAUAAGCUGUCCAAGUACACUAAUGGCACAGUCUGACUGCAUCAUGAAAGCUAACUUCAUUAAAGCGAGCCUGUGCACACUGCUUACCCCUCACAACUAAAGGAAGAGCACUGAUAGGCCAAGCCACUCCCAUUCACCCCAGCUAUCAUUCAGUAUUGUCAUGGGUUUACAUUAUAACUCCAGGUCAACUGGCAGCAUCGACACCUUAACACCAAUAAAAAUCACUUCUAGUUUAUUCUUGCACACAU
Molecule: messenger RNA, 1935 nt
Organism: Triplophysa dalaica
Lineage: Eukaryota; Metazoa; Chordata; Actinopteri; Cypriniformes; Nemacheilidae
Gene: coro6
Product: coronin 6
Exons: 11
Coding region: 314-1723 (469 amino acids)
Biological process (GO): cell migration; actin filament organization
Molecular function (GO): actin filament binding
Source: RefSeq, a predicted model, not a curated record